AUGAGUGAACUUGAGGAGCUAAGGAAUGAAGCAUAUACAAGUUCAAAAAUCUAUAAGGAGAAGAUGAAGGCUUAUCAUGAUAAGCACAUUACGAGGAAGAACUUCAUCGAAGGUCAAAAGGUAUGACUUUUUAAUUCAAGACUUAGAUUAUUUCCUAGAAAACUUAAAUCUACAUGGGAUGGGCUGUACAUUGUUUUACAUGUUUUGGAUAAUGGGGCGAUUAAACUUCUUGAUCACAAAAAUGAUAGAUCUUUUAUUGUGAAUGGUCAACGUUUGAAACCCUAUCUUGAACAUGAUCCUCAACCAUCUAAAGAGUCUUUGCUCCUCACGAAUCCAUGAGUUUACAUGAGUCUAGCUAAAGAAAUUAAACAAAGCACUCUUGGGAGGUACCCCAAACCUUAAAUAGAUAUCCCUUUGUUUUGUUUGUUUUUGUUAUCUCUUCUUUUUUUUUUCUUCCUGUUUUCAAUCAAGUAUAGAGGAGAAGGAAUGAAGCAAAUAGUGAAAUUAGAAGCCCCACAAUGCCACAACAUCGAAACGACUCCAAAAAUUCAGGUUAUAUCCUUCCCCCUGAUCUAUGUUUUCAUAGAUGAGCAUGUAGUAUGCUUGCCAUUGAGGCCAAUGGCAUUUAAGUGGGGGGAUCAGCUAAAUUGCAUGAAAUUUGGCAAAUUUUCAAUUUUAAAGCAUGCAGAUUGCAGCAUAUUUAAUGCAACACCCUACUAUAGUACCAUUUUUCAAUGCCAUCCUUCUUAGUGGGUCCAUCUUGGAUGAGUAUGAGAGGAUGAUUAUGAUCUAGGAGGGGGAAAAAAAUUGAAAUCUUGUCCACUUGCUGUCCUCCGCAUUAAAGUUCUCCAUUGUCCUCUUAAAGUUCACUGGUUCCACCUACUUGUGUUUCCUACUAAGAAGAGCUAUUCUUCCCCAACCCCUUGGGUUUAUUUAGAGUCCUUCCCAGCCAAGUAACCUUGAAGUAUAUUAUCUUAUAAGUCCUUGGUAGCUAGCAAAAGUAUGAAGCUCCUAGAAAAUCGAAGUCCCAAAAAAAAAAAGUUAUAUCACAGAGCAAGGGUUAAGAGUGGGGUUAAAAAAAAAAAAAAAAAAGCUCAAAGUUAAAGUUAAAGUCAAAGCCUAUAAGUGCCAUGAUUUAAACUCUGCAUCUUCUAAACCUCAUUCACUCUACACCAUCUAACCUCCUUCUUAAGGCAAAAAGGUAAUGUAUGUAAAGCUUAAAGUCUGCCUACCCCAACCUUAGUGGCAAUUGAGGCUUUGAUUACUUUUCGGCAGAAAGGGAGGAUAGAAGGUUAAUAGAUACUCUUGAAGGACUUGGAGGAGUUGACCUUAAACCCUACUAAGGUUUCACAUAGUAUUUGGAUGAGAACUAAUGACUUCAUGAUGUCAAGGACCUACCACAAUUUAGAGAGCACUUAGACAAGGACUUGGUGCAUAUUCCCCACUGGCCAUAG
Messenger RNA from Spirodela intermedia, 1454 nucleotides. The record is from the annotation of a GenBank genome assembly. Lineage: Eukaryota; Viridiplantae; Streptophyta; Magnoliopsida; Alismatales; Araceae.